Messenger RNA from Salvia hispanica, 1352 nucleotides. RefSeq names its product ATP-dependent (S)-NAD(P)H-hydrate dehydratase-like. Gene Ontology annotation, molecular function: ATP-dependent NAD(P)H-hydrate dehydratase activity. NCBI's taxonomy places the organism in Eukaryota, Viridiplantae, Streptophyta, Magnoliopsida, Lamiales, Lamiaceae. Gene Ontology annotation, biological process: metabolite repair. The record is from RefSeq and is a predicted model, not a curated record.
CAGACUUUACCAAACGAGAAUACAUCUCAAAACACGAUUUAGCCCUCACAAUAAAUCUUUUCACCGCAACAAAUUGGCAGCUUCACCGUUAGAAUUUGCAAUUGAAUGAUAGCUGAUCAUUUCACUCGGCUUUCUGAGAGAAUUUUAUGGUGGGAUUAUCGGGUGCAGUAAUUAGGAGGCAGCAGUUUUUGAUUAGGUGCUUAGGAGAUUACAGUGGUAGCAACAAUAUCUGCAACUCUGCUUCCAUAAAAAUGCAAUCUUUACUGAGUGUUGGCAGCCCUUCCAUGGAGGUUGAUGCUGUCAGCAUCUUGAAAUCAAUCACUCCAUCUCUGGAAGCUUCCAAGCAUAAAGGCCAAGCUGGGAAGAUCGCAGUUGUAGGAGGUUGCCGCGAAUACACUGGUGCACCGUACUUUUCUGCUAUUUCAGCUUUAAAAAUCGGUGCUGAUUUGUCGCACGUGUUCUGCACCAAAGAUGCUGCCCCUGUUAUUAAAGGCUACAGUCCGGAGUUAAUUGUGCACCCUAUACUGGAAGAGUCAUACAGUGUUAGGGAUGAAGAUAAGAAAUCGAUAUUAGCCAAAGUUAUUGAAGAGGUUGAUAAGUGGAUGGAGAGAUUCGAUUGUCUAGUUAUCGGUCCAGGCCUUGGAAGGGACCCAUUUCUCCUGGACUGUGUAAGCAAUAUAAUGAAGCACGCGAGGCAAUCCAAUGUUCCAAUGGUUAUAGAUGGGGAUGGGCUUUUUCUUGUUACAAAUUCUCUUGAACUUAUCAGUGGUUAUCCCCUGGCUGUCCUAACACCCAAUGUUAACGAGUAUAAGCGCCUCGUGCAAAAGGUUUUGCAAUGUGAAGUAAACGAUCGAGAUGGAACACAUCAACUACUUUCACUUGCAAAAGGGAUAGGAGGUGCGACCAUUUUGAGGAAGGGAGUAUCUGAUUUCAUUAGCAAUGGGGAAACAGUUCAUGCAGUGAGCAGUUUCGGCUCUCCAAGGCGUUGUGGUGGCCAGGGUGAUAUACUUUCCGGAAGUGUUGCUGUGUUCGUGUCAUGGGCCCGUCAACUUGCAGGCGAGCCAAGCAUGAGUGCUACAGUGAUGGGGUGCAUUGCAGGGUCUGUUUUGCUGAGAAAGGCUGCCUCACAGGCAUUUGAGAGAAACAGAAGAUCGAUGCUUACCACCGACAUAAUCCAACACUUGGGAACAAGUUUAGAGGAGUUGUGCCCGGUGCUCGUGAGUCAAUAAAACUACUUUCCGACGGCCCUUCCUUAUAUACAUUACUGGACUACAUAGGGAUGUCUGUUUUCAUGUUACAUUGAACAUCUUUUAGAGGGUAUGAAUAAGUGCUUGCAUUUUGAAAUUUUCAAA